This is a messenger RNA of Arabidopsis thaliana (thale cress), 1378 nucleotides long. RefSeq names its product FMN-linked oxidoreductases superfamily protein. The transcript has 12 exons. The coding region runs from base 7 to 1266 and encodes 419 amino acids. Gene Ontology annotation, biological process: tRNA dihydrouridine synthesis. The record is from RefSeq and is marked reviewed. Gene Ontology annotation, molecular function: tRNA dihydrouridine synthase activity. NCBI's taxonomy places the organism in Eukaryota, Viridiplantae, Streptophyta, Magnoliopsida, Brassicales, Brassicaceae.
ACUGUUAUGCUAGUUCCAAACAAACGGUUUCAUUAUCUUCUCCAAUUCCAAAUGUGGUGUCUACCAUCUGUUCGACCAAAUGUCUCUGAGAUGUUCUUCAAGUCCCCAAUGCUCAAACCCACUGCUAGAUUCUCCUCCACUUCGUCUCCCUAUCUUCCUCCUUCCUUCAGCGUCGCCCCGAUGAUGGAUUGGACAGAUAAUCAUUACCGGACGCUUGCUCGUCUCAUAACAAAGCACGCUUGGCUUUACACUGAAAUGAUUGCAGCUGAAACCCUUGUUCACCAGCAGACCAAUUUGGACAGGUUCUUAGCGUUUUCUCCCCAACAACAUCCUAUUGUUCUCCAACUUGGUGGUAGCAAUGUGGAAAACCUUGCAAAGGCUGCUAAGCUUUCUGAUGCUUACGGAUACGACGAAAUUAAUCUCAACUGCGGGUGCCCCAGUCCUAAGGUAGCCGGUCAUGGAUGCUUUGGUGUUAGCCUCAUGCUCAAACCUAAGCUUGUUGGAGAGGCAAUGUCUGCCAUUGCUGCCAAUACCAACGUCCCUGUUACUGUGAAAUGUCGAAUUGGUGUAGACAAUCAUGAUUCGUAUGAUGAGCUCUGUGACUUUAUCUACAAGGUUUCUACUCUAUCACCUACCAGACAUUUCAUUGUACAUUCACGCAAGGCACUGCUCGGUGGGAUAAGCCCUGCUGAUAACCGGAGAAUCCCACCUCUAAAGUAUGAGUAUUACUAUGCCCUCGUGCGUGACUUCCCGGACUUGAGAUUCACUAUUAAUGGAGGCAUUACUUCUGUUUCAAAGGUAAACGCUGCACUGAAGGAAGGAGCUCAUGGAGUCAUGGUAGGACGUGCUGCAUACAACAACCCAUGGCAGACGCUAGGACAAGUUGACACUGCAGUUUAUGGUGUACCAAGCAGUGGCCUUACACGCCGACAGGUUCUUGAGCAAUAUCAAGUAUAUGGAGAUUCUGUGUUAGGAACACAUGGAAACGGGAGGCCUAAUGUGAGGGAUUUGGUGAAGCCUCUGCUAAACCUUUUCCAUUCAGAAAAUGGAAAUAGCUUGUGGAAGCGGAGAGCAGACGCAGCUUUCAAGGAGUGCAGGAGUGUUGGAUCGUUGCUGGAAGAAAGCUUGAGGGCGAUCCCGGACUGUGUCUUAGAUUCACCCAUAUCUGGGAGUCCAGAGAGCGGAGACGAAGAUGUGUUCGCAGAUGUGCACAAUGUAUUGCCCCCACCAUACGAAGCUGGAGAAGAAAUCAUCUUAUGCGCUUAGUUGUCGUUUGUAAUCUGUGUUUGUGAUUGUCUCUGUCGAUUAAAAUUGUAAAUUGAACGGGGCUUACUUCAAGUGGUUGUUAGUCUUGGGCUCGUGUAUGGGCUUUUUUGUU